AUGUGGAGCAAGCGAAUUACACAAAGGGAUGCAUGGGUGGAAAUCGAUUUACUCGAAAGUGUUCGACUUUCUUGCAUCAAUUAUGUGAACGAAAAACUACAGCAAAUCUUCAUCGAAUUGACGCUGAAAGCUGAGCAAGAAGAAUAUGUAAAGGAAGGCAUAAAAUGGACGGAAAUCGAGUAUUUUAAUAAUAAAAUCGUUUGCGAGCUGAUCGAGGAAAAGCGACCGCCAGGUAUCAUGUCAUUAUUGGAUGAUACGUGUGCACAGAAUCAUGGCACUUCGGAAGGAGUUGAUACGCAGUUGUUGUCGACUCUCUCGAAAUCCGUUGCUCAUCACCCGCAUUUUGCCACCGGCGCUGACUCGUUCGUCAUUCGACAUUAUGCGGGAAAUGUCACCUACAGUAUUGAUGGUUUCUGCGAUCGAAAUCGUGACGUUCUCUACUCGGAUUUGAUUCAACUAAUGCAACAAAGCAAUAAUCAAUUCGCUAGAAAUCUUUUCCCGGAUCAGAUCCAACAGGGGAAACGCCCGACGACCGUUUCCAUAAAGAUUCGAACCCAAGCCAAUGAGUUAGUCUCAUCGUUGAUGAAAUGCACACCGCAUUACGUUCGCUGUAUAAAACCGAAUGAGACAAAGAAAGCCGGCGAUUGGGAAGAAGAAAGAGUCCAUCACCAGGUCGUUUAUUUGGGACUAAAGGAGAAUAUUCGAGUGCGACGAGCUGGAUACGCAUAUCGACGACCGUUCGAGAAAUUUCUGUGGAGAUAUGCCAUUUUAACCGAACAGACAUGGCCCACAUAUCGCGGAGAUCCAAAACAGGGAUGCGAGAUCAUUUGUCGCAGUGUGAAGCUCGAUCCAGAUCAAUUUCAAAUGGGACGCUCGAAAGUUUUCAUCAAAAAUCCGGAAUCGCUAUUCUUGCUGGAGGAGGUACGCGAGAGGAAAUACGAUGGUUUCGCAAGGAAAAUCCAGAAAGCGUGGAGAAGACACAAUGCUAGGAGACAUCAUGUCAAGAUGAAGGAGCAAGCCAGCGAUUUAUUGUACGGGAAAAAGGAGCGUCGUCGUUUCUCAUUGAAUCGAAAUUUCGUUGGGGAUUACAUUGGAAUCGAACAUCAUCCAGCUCUACAAGUUCUUGUCGGGAAACGCGAACGGAUCGAUUUCGCCACAACGUGCAACAAAUACGAUCGACGUUUUAAGAUAUCAAAAUUGGACAUGAUCAUCACAGCAAAACAUCUGAAUUUGAUUGGACGUGAAAAAGUGGCAAAAGGACCGCAAAAGGGGCAACUGGUCGAGGUGUUGAAGAGACAAAUCCCCCUCGAUCGAAUCCAGUCAAUCGGCCUUUCUCCAUAUCAAGACGAUUUUGUGAUCCUUUACGUGAGAGAAGAUUACACGUCACUCCUCGAAACGCCAUUUAAAACCGAAUUCUUGACAACGUUGAGCAAAAAGUACAAAGAGAAAACGAACGGCGGAACGCUGGCGCUAGAGUUCAAGACGGCGCACACGAUAACGCUGAAGAAAACCCGUUUUGGUGGCGGACAUCGAAUCGUGAAUUUCUCGUGUAAUCCAAAUGGAUCAGCGAAAGCGCUCUUGACACAUAAUGGGAAAACGUUGACGGUGAUGGUUGGACCGGGAGAGCCAAAUACGACAAGACCCCGAACGACGCGUCCUGAAGGCGGAUACCAGCGUCAGACGCAGGGUAGACGAUCGACGAAGAAAGCGCCCAGUCGACCGGCGCAGCCACAAAUGGGAAUGGCGGCUGGGUAUCAGAAUAACCCACCAAGCUCGCUGGGCGUCAAUGAGUACGAGGUGGAGCCGAGAAGAAGCGGAUACUCCACCGCUCCAGCAGCGCCAGCUCAUGGCGGGCACAAGAAUGCCAAUGGAUCUGGAGUCACUGGGCCAUCGAUUGGUGGAAUUGCAACUCCAUUGGCUGGGCUCAACAUUGGACAGCAACAAUUGCAGCCGACAAAUGCGGUUCGCCCUGCGCCUCGUCCAAACAAACCUCGUCCCCCAGUAAAGCCAAAACUUCUCCCAACAGUCACCGCUCUUUACGCAUAUGAUGCACAGGAUACAGAUGAGCUGAGCUUCGAAAUUGGACAAGAGAUUGAACUCGUGCAGAAGCACGAUUCUGGCUGGUGGCAAGGGAAAGUCGGGACACAAGUCGGGCUAUUUCCGAGCAAUUACGUCAAGGAA
Messenger RNA from Mesorhabditis belari, 2181 nucleotides. Lineage: Eukaryota; Metazoa; Nematoda; Chromadorea; Rhabditida; Rhabditidae. The record is from the annotation of a GenBank genome assembly.